CCGGGUUCACGAGCUUUCGAGCAAAACGGAGCAUUUUUUGGGAGGCUAAUACGUGGAAAAUAUUAAUUAUAUCAGGUUAGUGUUGUGCAAAAGAGCAUCUACUUAUUGUGAAGUUACUGAUAAGAGUUACAAUGAGAUUGAUAAUUGUGGGGCUUUUGGGGCUCCUCUUCGCCUUCGCCGGAGGCGUGGAUAAGAAUAAUUUCAAGAAUUGUGACCAGAGCAGUUUCUGCAGACGCUGCCGGAAGAUUGAACCCGGAAAUUCUCCUUACGAGGUUCAACUGGCCACGGCGAAGACCUUUCCGGAUCACCUUACAGUGGAUGUGGUGAAUAAGGAAAACGAUCAUGUGUUCCUCCUGAAACUGGUUGGCUUGAAGGGGAACAAAUUCCACGUGGAGAUUGACGAAAAGACUCCCUUGAAGCCCCGGUAUCGUGUCGUGGACGCUCUAAAAGGCCCCCCGGCAACUGAUAACGUGGCCGUGAAGAAAGAAGAUGGAUCGAUAAGUGUGGAAUGCGGAGGAAAUCGCGCUGUUAUUGUGGCAUCACCUUUCCGGAUUGAUUUCUACAAUGGGGAAGUUUUGGUGGUGUCCACAAAUGCGAAGGGACUCAUGAAAUUCGAACACCUCAGAAAGAAACCAGAACCUGCUCCUCUGGAAGGCGAAGAGACGGCUGAGGAAGUGCCGAGCGAGGAGAACAAUGUGGUACAGCCCAAGACUGAAGAGGAAGCGGAUCCUGGAGCGUGGGAUGAAAACUUCAAGUCGCACCACGACAGCAAACCGAACGGUCCAGAGGCGAUCGCAAUGGAUUUCACCUUUCCUCAAGCUGAGGUGCUGUUUGGCAUUCCUGAGCAUGCGGAUUCCUUUGCUUUGAAGCCCACGCUGGGAUCGGAACCGUAUCGGCUGUACAAUUUGGAUGUGUUUGAGUACGAAUUGGACAGUCCGAUGGCCCUUUAUGGGGCUGUUCCGGUCCUUUAUGGUCACGGAGAAGGUAACACAGCUGGAGUUUAUUGGCAAAAUGCAGCAGAAACUUGGGUGGACAUCUACAAUGCUAAUGCGAAGAAGAAUGUGAUGUCGUCGAUUGUGAAUUUCGUGUCCAGGAAUCGCCAAACUGAUCCUCCAGCGGGCCAUUUCAUGUCUGAGAGUGGUAUUGUGGACUUUUUUGUUCUCUUGGGCCCCACGCCUAUGGACGCCUUCACGCAGUACACGGAUCUCACUGGCGUGACUGCUUUGCCGCAAGUUUUCAGCCUGGGAUACCAUCAGUCCCGAUGGAAUUACAACGAUGAGAUGGAUGUGGCGAGUGUGAACGAUAAGUUUGAUGAGCAUGACAUUCCAAUGGACACCAUGUGGCUGGAUAUUGAGUACACGGAUGCCAAGAAGUACUUCACGUGGGACGAUCACAAGUUCCAGCAUCCUUUGGAGAUGAUCAAGAAUCUCACGGAGCGCGGUCGUCACCUGGUUAUAAUCAUUGAUCCUCACAUUAAGCGUGAUGGUGGAUAUUUCUUCCACAACGACUGCACUGAUCGCGGAUACUAUGUGAAGAACAAGGACGGACGUGAUUACGAAGGAUGGUGCUGGCCAGGAGCCGCCAGCUAUCCGGACUUCUUCAAUCCCGAAGUGAGGAAAUAUUACGCAGAUCAGUAUCAGCUGGACAAUUUCCAGACAACAACGGCAGAUGUGAUGCUGUGGAAUGACAUGAACGAGCCGUCAGUGUUCAAUGGACCAGAAGUUACCAUGCUGAAGGACAACAUUCACUUUGGAGAUUGGGAGCAUCGCGACGUGCACAAUAUCUACGGUCACAUGCACGUGCUGGCGACCUUCGAAGGCCUCAUGCGUCGCAGUAAUGGCGUUCAGCGACCCUUCAUUCUCUCGCGAUCCCACUUUGCCGGCACGCAGCGAUACGCGGCUAUCUGGACGGGCGACAAUGCUGCCGAGUGGGGCCAUCUGCAAGCCUCGGUGAAGAUGUGCUUGUCGGAAUCUGUGGCUGGCAUGUCUUUCUGUGGCGCUGACGUUGGUGGGUUCUUCGGGAAUCCCGAUGCUGAACUCUUCGAGCGAUGGUACCAGGCCGGAGCGUUCUUACCAUUCUUCAGGGCGCACUCCCACAUCGACACGCGUCGCCGGGAGCCGUGGCUCAUGCCAGAAGCCACAAUGCUUGUUAUACGCGAUGCAAUUCGCCGGCGCUACAGCUACCUUCCCUUCUGGUAUACACUCUUCUACGAGCACGAAAAGACAGGAUAUCCAGUGAUGCGACCUCUCCUCACUCACUACCCGCUCGACAAGGAGACUUUCACCAUUGACUACGAGUAUCUUCUGGGUGAUGUGUUGCUCGUGCGUCCUGUUCUGCAGCAAGGAGUGUCCAAGGUGGACGUGUACUUCCCUUCAGUCGAUGGGAAGAAGGAGGGUGAUAUUUGGUACGAUGUGGACGACUACAGGAAGAUCACAACGGCUGGAUUUGAGACGGUGCCCGUGAACAAUUACAAAAUCCCUGUGUAUCAGCGCGGAGGAACAAUCUUGCCGAAGAAAGAGCGCGUCAGGAGAGCAGCAACACUCAUGAUUAACGAUCCAGUCACUCUCGUCGUGGCUUUGGAUAAUAAUCACUCGGCCAAAGGAACACUGUAUGUGGACGAUGAGAAGACUUAUGAUUAUCGCAGUGGAAAGUACAUCUACGUCAGUCUGGAGUUCAAAGACAACGUCCUGACUUCUAGGAAAAAUGACGAGAAGGCCAAUUAUGAUACCAAAUCAUGGGUGGAGCGCGUUGUGAUUGUCGGACUGGAGCACGUGCCGAAAUCAGCAACGUUAAGUGUGAGUGGAGAGCCUCAGACUGUGACACUUGAGGUCAACAAACAUGACCAGAGUGUCAUCAUCCGGAAGCCUGGGGUUGUUUUGUCACGAAAGUGGUCCAUUCAACUCAACUAUUAGUUGAUCAACACUCAGUAAUCAUUGUUUUUACACGUGGAGUAUAUUGAAUCAAGUAAUGGCGAUGCGCAGAGCCAACGUAAGUGAUUUAAAGUUGACCUAGAAAAGUGAGUAAAUGUAUUUCCGUUUUUUCUUCGUAUCACAAAAAGAAAAUUAAAAUUAAUGAUUCUUAGGAAAA
Phlebotomus argentipes is the source of this 3087-nucleotide messenger RNA. RefSeq names its product neutral alpha-glucosidase AB (gene GCS2alpha). The transcript has 4 exons. Bases 132 to 2912 code for a protein of 926 amino acids. Lineage: Eukaryota; Metazoa; Arthropoda; Insecta; Diptera; Psychodidae. The record is from RefSeq and is a predicted model, not a curated record. Gene Ontology annotation, molecular function: alpha-glucosidase activity; carbohydrate binding. Gene Ontology annotation, biological process: carbohydrate metabolic process; N-glycan processing.